AUGCAUCGAUUUAUUAUAUUACUUGUGUUAAUUGUUCUUAUUGAUGCUAAUUCUGAUGAUCAAAAUUUCGAAAAUCGUCAAGAACGAAAUAUAGAUCUUAAUAAUUGGCAAUCAGCUGAUGCAUUAUUUAAACAAUGUUAUCUAAAUGAAAAUCGUCAGAUGGAAACAGAUUAUCGACGAAGAGUUUCAGGAUAUCCAUCAAGAAUGAGACCAGUUGAAGGACCAAUUAAUGUCGAACAUAUACCAGCAAUGUUAGCAGCUAGACAUGUUAGACGUUAUCCUUAUUCUCGACGAGAUGAUCCUGCUAUUAUGUAA
Molecule: messenger RNA, 315 nt
Organism: Adineta steineri
Lineage: Eukaryota; Metazoa; Rotifera; Eurotatoria; Adinetida; Adinetidae
Source: the annotation of a GenBank genome assembly